Purpureocillium takamizusanense is the source of this 2700-nucleotide messenger RNA. RefSeq lists its product as uncharacterized. The transcript has a single exon. Bases 951 to 2393 code for a protein of 480 amino acids. Lineage: Eukaryota; Fungi; Ascomycota; Sordariomycetes; Hypocreales; Ophiocordycipitaceae. The record is from RefSeq and is a predicted model, not a curated record.
CUCCACCACCACCACGUACCACCACGACACCACCCCCAAAACCCCGCGCAACAACAACAGCAGCAGCGAGGUGACGAGCUACAGAGCUGUGCAUGACUUAGACGCCGGGCCCCCCCGCGCCCAACACAAAUGGUGGACCGCAUCAUCCCAUGAUUGGCGUGCAGCCUCUCCAAGUGCGCGCCUCCGACCGACCUGCCCGCGGGGGGUUGGCGCUUAGACGCAGCUCGCCAUAUGGCACAAAGCCAACAACCAACCCACCCAACCAAUGUCUUCAAGUCCUGCCCCGGGCCGCCGCCUUGCCCAAGUGAGUCGGUCAGUCGGUCGGGGAGCCAGGCUGAUGACAGCAGCCCCAUGUGUGCAUGUCUGUCGUUGUUGCUUCGGGCGUCUGCGCGUCUAGAUUCCCGCCACUAUCUGCUUCAUGCAGCGUUAGGGGCGCUUGCCUGCCCUUCAGCCCGGGGUUCCAUGUUGCCUCCGCCGCCGCCGCAUAUUCCGUAACGACUCUCCCCUCCCCCCGGGUUUCUGUUCUAGUAUAUACAUUGGUGUGCUUGCCCGACCCCGUUGUCGCCCUGUUGGUUCGUUGUCCGGUCUUGUGUUCUGCGACUCCCCGGUUCUGCUGCUGUUGCUGCUGCUGCUACUGCUGCUGCUGCCACUGCCGCUGCUACUCACAUUGAACACUGCCCCGUCGUCGUCGUCGUCGUCGUUCUCGUCACCGUCGCCGUCGUUCCCCUCGAGGCAGGCAAGUUAGCAAAGCAGCGGCAAGUGCCGUCGUAUUACCUAGUCCCUGGGCCUCUUGCAGUGAGGACGCCCUGGGCAGCGGCACCUCACCACCUCAUCGACUAUUCAUUUCGUAUCUCUCUUGCCUCCGUUCAGCCAACAACAACAUCACGACGGUCUCAUCCGUUUUCCGCUUUUCCUUUCGAGUAGUCUUUGCGAAACAAACCCGGUCGGCCAUGGCCUCGCAGGGGACACCACCAAACACGGCCAAGAGGCCGAGGCUCUCUCUGCAGAUCAGAACGUCAUGCCUCUCUCCCUCCAAGGGACUGCGAGGAGGCCCCGUCAACCCCAGCGAUCCAACGGCAUUCAACACCCUCUCCAAUGCCUACGUCACCGCCAUCGAGAGAUCCUCCGCCUCGUCAUCGUUGUCGACGACGCAGUCAGAGCCCAUCACCGCCAUCAACACACUCCAGGCCUUCACCCUCGAGACCCCCGCCGAGCCCAGGCCGCCCCGCGUCUUCACCCCAUACGUCGCCAGCUACCCCGAGACGCCGCUCACGGCCCUCUCCAACUCCCCGUCCCAGAUGGAAAUCAAGUUCCCCAGCACCAUGACGGCCACCCCGCCGCUGUCAGCCACUGCCGACGCCAGCCCCGCACAGGUCUUUACUUUCUCUUCGUCGUCGUCGUCUUUGUCGAGCGCCGCGGCCAAGAAGGCACCCGCGACGUUGGCGUCACCUGUCGACGGCCGCCCCACGAGUAGCAGUAUCACUCGCAGGAGGAUAUACGCCGGCCUCGCCGGCGGGGAGCUCCCGUACACGCACCCACGGAGCCUCCACAGCAUCCUCCGCAACUCUCCCCUCCCACCGAGGACCGCCAUCCCGCCGCCGUCGCCGAGGAGGCAAUCGCUCCGGCUGCAGGAAAAGGCGGCCAAGAAAGUCGAGUACAACAACCCCCUAACCCAGGAUAUCAUCACCAACACGUACGUCAAGUCUCACAUCGAUCUCUUGACAGACGAUACGUCCCCCAACACCCCACCCUUGCCAACGGCGACGGAUUCCGUCCUGGACGUCGCCCUGUCCUUCACCGCCAACGAACUCCGGGACGGCGGCCAAACGCCCGGCCCCUUUGAGGAAACGCGCCGGAGGAUGGCUGGCCUGGGCGUGCCGCAAUUGCCCUCGCCCGUAGAGAACGGCGGGCCGCGCAAGCGAAAGAGGGCGGAGAAGAAGCGUCAGUGGCGGUGGACGAUAGGCCAGGAAGACGACGACGACGACGACGAGGGUGCGGCUGUCGUUACGGCAGUGGUAGAUGAGACGACGACGACAACGACGAAGCCAGGAGACCCAACAGCGCCGUCGCACAAAGAAGGCAAUCCCGCGGCAGCUGCCCCGCGGAUAACGUACCUGGAAACACCAGCCCCCAGCAUUGAGAGCGCCAGUUCCUUAUCGGAGGCUGGCGAUAUCGACGUGGAAAUGUCGGACACCAGCAGCGUCCUGUCUGCCGACGACCAGCGCGGCCGAGCGCGGCUCCGCGCCCCGAGCGAGACGGAGCCGGAUCUCAAGACGCCCACCGCGCCCGGCAAGGUCAACAACGGCAGCCACGCUGCGGGGCAGAACCGCGAUACCCCGAUCCCGGAGCUGUCCGAUAAGAGGGAUACCCCGGUGCCGCCAGAGCUGGUGUGAGUGGUGGUGCGGCGCGAGGAUGGAAGGGGGAAAGGGGGGAAGGGGGGAAAGGGGGCUAGCGAGGCGAAAAAUUGUCAGCCAGGUGUUACACCGGGUAUGCGGUUCACAAGGCGCAUGGGAUUUACAAGUAUUGCUCAAGCAUAAGCAUGGCGGCGGCGGCGGCGGCAACGCAUUCACGAAGACACGAAUAACUAGCGCGAGUGCUCUCCUUGUUGAGGCACAAUCAGGGUCCAGAGUAGUUAGCUAGCCCCUCCACCUCGGCCAGGGACAGCAGACAGGACUUAAAUUGAUACUCAUAUAUGAUCGA